UAGUAAGUAAAUCAACAAUCUUGUUCAUUACAGGGCAAAGGAAAACUGCUACAUGUCACGUUUUGCACAACUUUGAAUAUUUAUUUACACCUAGAUGUAAUGCAACAUAUGACUCUCAAUAUUACUGUUGUUGGAUGUACUUUUAGUGAAGGUAAAAUAUUCUCACUGUGAGAUUUCACACACUGGAGCUUGUUAAUAAAACAUGAGCAGAACGAAUCCCUGCACAAAUCCUCAACAAAUCCACUCACAUACAAAUUGUCCUACUUAACUGAAUGUGACAAUUUGCACAAAAACUGUCUUAUCCAUUCUGUUGGUGUGUCAUCAUGAAUAAGGUCCAUUGUUUAGUUUGUUUGACUGGAGAAAAAGAAGUCAUUUCAGUCACGUUUUGGCACAUUUCGCACCCAUUGCCUCGAUAUCAAGUCAUGUGACUCUAUAACCAAAUUAACCAUUUUACCGCAGUCACUUAUUAAAUACUAACAAUCAACUGGCACACAGCACUCAGACUUUUUUUAUAAAAUGCCUUUAGUUUAUAACAUGCCCUUAGAUUUAUAUAUAGCUUACAACUCAAACAAUGAACCCCAUGCUGAGGGUGAGAGGAACUAAAAAAAGCUUAUCUAUAGUUGUGAAACCAGGAAUAGGAGGAGAUUUCUGGUCACUCCCUUCUCAUGUAAAUGACCAGAUCAGUGACGAACGUGCACAUACUGUACGUCUGUGACAACCUGUCAGAUGGGCUCGGACUGAAUUACAAGUGUUCUGAAAAACACUGGUAUUAAUGGACAACGGGAAUGCAAAACAUAAUGGCACCGACCAAGUUGCCCCCCCUCUGCGGCUGCUAAUCGUAGGGCAGAAGCGGACAGGAAAGAGCUCAGUGGGCAACACAAUCCUGUGUAAGGAAGCAUUUAAUACAUGGGGUGGAGCAGACAGUGCAGUAGCACAUGGAGAAUCUGAGGGCCGACAACUGAUGGUUGUGGAUGCCUGUGGAUGGGGCACGAAUGAGAACCUGGUCCAUAAACAGGAGAAACUAGAGAUAUUUAACGCCUUGUCACUAUGUGAGCCCGGACCCCACAUUCUGCUCCUGGUCAUUCCCUUACUGCACUUUAGCCACUCUGAGAAAGCGGCCCUACAAAAGCGCAUGGAGAUCCUCACAGAGGGUGUGUGGCGCCACACCAUGGUCGUGUUCACGCUUGGGGACCGUCUGCGUGACUGCAGCAUACAGGACCACAUCCAGACAACCGGGAAGGAUCUCCAGUGGCUAAUGGAGAAGUGCAGGUAUAGGUGCCACGUUCUUAACAACAAGACACCCCAGGACAGACAGCAGGUCUCUGGUUUAUUGGAUCGUGCGGAAGACAUGCUGAUGGAGAACGGGGGAUGGCACUUUUCUCUUCACAUGUACAGCAGACUGGAGGAGGAAUGGAGCCGAAGAGAGAUGGAAAUGAAAGAAAAGAUACUAGAGAGACAUGAUGGAGCAGGGAAAACCAGCCGAGGACUGGCUGUGAUUUCUUAUCGCAAUCAAAAAGGUGGUCUGCGUCUGAACGAUACUCUAAUGAAAUUAGUUUACCACGGAUAACCUGCUGCCAAACCAAGUUAUACAGCACCGUUUCGGCAUGAACUCAAAGUGAACUUCUGAACUGUAAAUGUGUUCAUCAACAAAGAUUUUAGGUUAAAAUAUAUCGGAGUCUUCCUUCCUGCAACUGCUCAGCAUUUGUCUCAUUUUGUCUCUCAUUUCACUUUAAAUGUGUCCAUUUCACCAACAACUACUUUCUGAUUUCAUUUUUUUUUUUCCAGUUUCAUUUUAAGUGGUCCUGCGGUGUGACAAAAGAUUAGAUAUUAGAUAUUUUAAUUUAUGAAUAUUUAAUAUUUAAUAUGUUCCUAAAAAUAAUCUAAUUGAUUACAUUGAUAUUU
Carassius auratus (goldfish) is the source of this 1902-nucleotide messenger RNA. Its product is annotated as GTPase IMAP family member 4-like. The record is from RefSeq and is a predicted model, not a curated record. The transcript has 2 exons. Lineage: Eukaryota; Metazoa; Chordata; Actinopteri; Cypriniformes; Cyprinidae. Gene Ontology annotation, molecular function: GTP binding. Bases 773 to 1567 code for a protein of 264 amino acids.